This is a messenger RNA of Drosophila takahashii, 853 nucleotides long. It is a transcript of the gene Obp50c, whose product is annotated as Odorant-binding protein 50c. Lineage: Eukaryota; Metazoa; Arthropoda; Insecta; Diptera; Drosophilidae. The record is from RefSeq and is a predicted model, not a curated record.
UGUGUCUGGCUUUCCAGUUCCUAAUGGUUCUAGUGAUUGCAUUCAAUUCAGACUGUUUAAUUGCAAUUGUCUGGUUAUAGACGAGCCCCCAAUAGGGCAUAUAUGGUUGGACUUUGGCCCUCUAUAAAUCCAUCACGAUGACUGCACAUUUCGGCUCACGAGACCGCCGUUUAAAAUGUUUUCGCUGUGCUCGAUUAAUUAGUGGAUCGCCCCCGAAAGCCGAGUUAUAAAUUAAGCGGUUAGUACGGGGACAAGCUCAGACUGACUGAAAUAAUGGCCUGGAAUAUAGCUCUGCUGAUCUGCUUCUGCUGUCUGAUGGCAAUGGUUCGGAGUAAUCCCGUGGAUGUGGACUGUACUCGUCGUCAGGAUUUCAAUACUGUGAAGGACUGCUGUGCAUAUCCCACAUUUCGGUUUGAUGAGUACAAAAAGCAAUGUGGUAAAUAUAUGCCAGUUGGUGCUCCCAGAAUUUCACCCUGCCUGUAUGAGUGCAUUUUCAAUGUGACCAACUCCUUUGUGGAUGGGGUUAUUGAUCCUGAUAAUGCACGAAAUAUGCUGGAUAAGCUCUUUGGCAGUAAUCAGGACUUUACGGAUGCCUAUUUCAAUGGCGUAAUGAGCUGUACGGAUACUGUGCAGGAGAUGAUGAGGAACAGAAGAGCUCGUCCGCAAAAUAGAACCGGACAGUGCUCUCCAGUCGCACUUUUCUACGGCGUCUGUGCCCAGAAAUAUGUCUUCAACAACUGUCCAUCGACUAGUUGGUCGGGCAGUGAAUCAUGCGAAUUGGUACGAUUGCAGAAUCUAAACUGUCCGAGUUCAAAAUCAUCACAUGGUUCUAGUCAUCGAAUACUUUAACGCC